This is a messenger RNA of Brassica oleracea var. oleracea, 792 nucleotides long. Its product is annotated as pentatricopeptide repeat-containing protein At5g46580, chloroplastic. Gene Ontology annotation, molecular function: protein binding. NCBI's taxonomy places the organism in Eukaryota, Viridiplantae, Streptophyta, Magnoliopsida, Brassicales, Brassicaceae. The record is from RefSeq and is a predicted model, not a curated record.
AUGACGAUUGUUUCUGGUUAUUCGACGAUGAUAGAGCACAGUGUCAAUGCGAUACUAAGCUUUGCAAAUCGUGAAAACCUCCCUCUUCUAUACCCUGGUCCGGUGUUCUCUGUGUUGGGGAAUAUGUUUGGUGCUGGGGAUUAUGAUGUGAUUAUGUGUGUUUUGAAAGAGAUGAAAGCUAUAGUUGUGAAGCCUAAUGUGGUUGUGUAUUGUAUAAUAAUUUGCUGGAACUUGGAAGCUAUGGGAAGAGCUGGGAAACGGGGUUUAGGUAAGAGUUUGCUUCAUGAGAUGGUUGAGUCGGGUUUAACUCCUAAUGAGAAGACAUUGACCGCUCCACGGAAGGUUUAUGGAAAAGCAAUGUAGGCUAAAGAUGCGCUUUAGUUGUGAGAAGAUUUCAUUUUGUAUAACACAUUGUUAAAUAUAUGUGUUGAUAUUGGUGUGGAGGAAAAAGUAUAAAAGUUGUUUGAUGAUAUAAAGAAGUCGGGGCAGUGUAAACAUGAUAAUUACACAGCAAUGUUAAAUAUAAACGGGAGUGGUGGAAAUGUAGAAAAUGAGAUGUAAUUGUUUGAAGAGAUGUUAGAAGUCGGGGUUCAAGUUAAUCUGAUAAGAUGUACUUGUUUAGUUCAAUGCUUAGGAAAAACUAAAAGGAUAGAUGAUUUGAUUAAUGUGUCCAUUCAAAGAAGAAUUAACCUUGAUGAUAGGCUUUGUGAGUGUCUUAUUUAGGUCCAGUUGUUUUGUUAGAGUAAUGAAGAUGCUGAAAAAGUUAUGACUUGUUUAGUGCGAACUAAUUGA